This is a messenger RNA of Gongylonema pulchrum, 453 nucleotides long. NCBI's taxonomy places the organism in Eukaryota, Metazoa, Nematoda, Chromadorea, Rhabditida, Gongylonematidae. The record is from the annotation of a GenBank genome assembly.
CUAAAGCAAGCGCUAGCAAUGGUAAACGAUUACAAUGUACUGAUGAAGGAUUUGCCACUGAACGAACUGAUGGCUGCAACUGAUAUGGAUGGCAUCAGGAAUGCCCUGGCAAACAUAUUUACACAUAUGAGGAAGCUACGCAACACGAAAUAUCCAACCGGUCGCGCACUGCGUUUCGUAGAGGCCAUCUCGAAAGAUGUUUUCACUCAAAUGCUGAAGGUUCUUGGUACACGCAGGUUGAUGAACAUUCCAAUGGCCGAUUUUGAUAAUUUAAUGACACAAUGUUUUGCGGUUUUCUCAACUUGGAACGAUGAAUAUGAUAAAUUAGCGACGUUGAUGCGUGAACUGUCCAAGAAGAAGCGCGACGAGCAGCUGAAGUUAACCUGGCGUCUCAAUCCCCGCCAUAAAAAAUUGGAAAAUCGUUUGGAUCAAAUGCGAGUGUUCCGACGGUAA